Molecule: messenger RNA, 1161 nt
Organism: Stereum hirsutum FP-91666 SS1
Lineage: Eukaryota; Fungi; Basidiomycota; Agaricomycetes; Russulales; Stereaceae
Exons: 5
Coding region: 1-1161 (386 amino acids)
Source: RefSeq, a predicted model, not a curated record
AUGACUCUCAACAGCCGCUCAGCCGCGCAGAGCUCCGAGCCAUCAGUCUUCCCAGAAGACAUGGUGGAGGGAGAAGUCAGAUUAAAUCUGAGCCGAUCCACGAGAGUGUCGAGUGUCGAGAUCUCCGUCCAGCAAGUAUCGCCAGGGCACAAGAACACUGUUUUGGGCCAGACUCAAGAACUUCUCUGGUCUUCUGCCUGGGGCUCCGCGUUGAAUGAAACAUUGAAACAUAGGCUUUCGAUUCCCCACUUCUCUUCAUCCAACUCCUCCGUCAUUUCCGUUCGUUCGAAUACCUCGACAUCGUCUGAUCGGUCCGUGUAUCAUGUCGAGUUUGUGAUGCACCGUCCUGGUCUCAACUCUGCCAUACAGAGCCCCAGAGUCGUUCCAUGGGCGGGUCCUGCUCAAGAGAUCACCAUAAACCUGAGAGGACUUGGAUCAUAUCACAAAGAGGUCCAGGUAAUCUGUAAGCUUGAAGUACCUGCAGCAAUGGAAAUCCACUUGCCCGGGCCUGUUCCUCUACGACUUACUCUCUUCUCCGAUGACCGCGAUGCCCUCGGCCUCUGCUCCUCCAGGGAAGCCAUCAACGUCAGAUUGGUGAAGUCGUGGGCAUUCGGCGAGAAAGCUCAUAAAAUUAAUUCCAAGAAACGUGCAGAAUUCAAUCGCGAAUACUGCGUCGAUAUAGCGACGUGGCGAAAGGAUGCAGACGACGAGCCAGUCAUGAUGCCUCCAUCUACACGCUCCACUUCGCGGCCAGGCUAUCGCAUCCUCUUACAUGGAGAACUGAAGAUCAACGACUUCGAACCUACGCUAGAUUACAGAUACGGUCCAGGCAUUGGAAUCAUGGCAAUAAAGGUACGUGAUAUCUCUGGACCAUCUACACUGGUCUAUAAUAUUUUAUUCGUUCCACACGACGCCAUUACCAAGUAUGAUAUCCGUCUCUUCACCCUCACUCCCGAAGGUUUCACCCCCACUGUCGCAUUGAAUCGGAUCCUCUUCAGUGCACCGAUCAAGAUGUUGAAGGAGUCGUCCAGGCAGAAUAUAACAUCACUCCCCGCAUGUUUGCUUGUUGUAGUUGUUCCUACUUAUACCAUUAUUACCAAUAUCCAAGCCUUAGAAAUAUAUAGAGAGGGUCGCUUUGUGCUCCUUGUAUCGCAUGAUUGA